AUGACUUGUACUUGUACCUCCUUGAACAGUAGCAGCAAUAGAAUCAACAAUAAUAAUGAAUGGGCCAACCUUCCUCCUGCCGUCAAGCGAAAAUACUUCUCGUCUCUCGAGAGACUGAGGCUUGCGCAGAACUCCGCGUCCGCAACAAAAGCUGCCUCGGUGAAAAGUUGUCAUGGCGCCUUGAAAGCUUCCAAACCAAAAUCCUCGCCAUCACGUCCUGCGCUGGCUCGGAGGAAUUCAAGCUACUUCAAGAAUCCUCCCAUUUUACGAAGGAAGACUCCUUCGCCCUCGAGCGAUACAUUCAUCCCAUCAGAUGCUCAAUGGUUCCUCAGACUGCCCAAUAAGGUCCAACGAAAACAUUUCACUAGGGAGGAGCGCCUUGCGUUGUCAGGACAUAGGGACAGCAUCGUUCUCGACGCCUCAGAUGAGAAAUUCUGCAGAUUCUACAGGCAAGGCAGGGAAGGGAAUCGAAGUGUGCCAACACUAAGGACCUCAUCAUACUCAAGCCUAUCUUCUCUGAGCACGUUCGACGACGAGCAACCUGCCGAUUCGGCCAUUGACAUGGACGACUCAAUGAUCUGGUUCGAUGAAGACAAUGACGUGGACUUGUCCGCAAAGCUACAGUUGGACGAUUACCACGAGUUCAUGACCAAAGCUGCAGAAUCUGACAUCAAACCUUCGAAACGCCGGCCUUCGUUUCGGAGAGCGUUAUCUCUAAACCAAUUGCCAUUCGGUGCAAAUACCUCUUCAGUCCCGCCACUUCCGAAAACCACUUAUGCGACACCGUUUGCAACUACACCUCUACCACAACCCGUGCAUCAACAUGCCGAAUCUCGCCCAUUCUUGGCACUUGCUCAUGGACCCCAGACAUCCAAUUCAGCCAUCGAGGCAUCCACGAAAUACUACCAAGAUCCCAAAGCCAGACUAAAGCUCCGCGUCUACCUGGCCUCUCCUCAAAAUUUCGAUGAAGCAAUCGAAUUUGGAUUCCCGUCUAUGGAAGACACAGAGUACCGGCCCUUAAGCCGACCCUCACUUUCCCGAGCCCACAAAACUGCACCCUGCAAAACAUUCCUCCACGAUGACAUCCCCUCCCUAUUCGACGCUCUCGACGAUGAUGAUGACGCUGAAUCUACCACCAGCCUCCCAGAAAGAGACGCACCAUACACUCCAAUGGACAGUGUCUUCAACCACGACGCCGCGCUCCUCUCGCCGUCAGUAGCCACCUCUUCCGGGUCAAGCAAUACACUCUUCCCCAAAUCCACCGUCCGCCACCACACAUCCGAACCUUUCGCACAGCUGCUUGCUGGAAGCAGGGAGAUGACUCUCCGUAUGACGCUCACGAGGCCGGAUUUGCGAGCUGAUGAGAAAGCGUUGUAUGCAAACACCACAGGCGAUGAUCCUCUAGCAUUAGAGCAUCUACCGCCAACGAAGAAAGAAGCGGAUAUCUGGGAUCAGCUUCCAAAAGAGCGUGGCACUCUGAAGAAGUUCUGGAAGAGAGUAAGCGGGAAGGGAUCUUGA
Messenger RNA from Letharia lupina, 1518 nucleotides. RefSeq lists its product as uncharacterized. The transcript has 2 exons. The record is from RefSeq and is a predicted model, not a curated record. The coding region runs from base 1 to 1518 and encodes 505 amino acids. NCBI's taxonomy places the organism in Eukaryota, Fungi, Ascomycota, Lecanoromycetes, Lecanorales, Parmeliaceae.